AUGAACCUGAUGUGGAGAGCCCUUAUAUGCCUUAUCUUGGCGCCAAUCGUCACGUGCCUUCAACCCACUUGUCCAAUGACUAGAUAUACAGGCAACUUUGACGUAAAAAAUCACGUGCAAGACCACGCCCUAUUUGGAAGUUCCUACAAGAAUCUUACUGCAGAUACAAUCAAGCAAUGCUUUGGUAUCUGUGUGCAAGAUUGUAGAUGUGUAUCAUAUCAGCUCCACGGUAAGCAAUGCGAACUGAUUGACGAGAACAGGCACACAAUUCUAGCUGAUCGCUUCAAACCAAAGCCUGGAUACAUGUAUUUUGAGUUAACGCAGGAGUUCAAGAAUAAGGGAUCUGGCUGCUCAAGCAAGUGCAACAAUGGAUGCUGUCGAUUCUCGCCUUGUCAAAAUGGAGCAACUUGUGUUGAGUUGUGUGACAAUGUCACGCGUAAGUUUGAGUGCAAAUGUCCAUCAGGGUACAGUGGAAGGGUGUGUGACGUGCCUGUAUCAUGUAAUGCAUACAGCAAACGGUCAUCUGCUAACGUCUUCCCAAUAUACACUUCGAAAAGUACAUUUAUUGAUAUAUACUGUGACAUGACCUCUGAACCUGGAAUGGUUUGGACCCUCCUAGAGUCGUUUGCUCUGUCGAAUAAUAAGAAAUAUAUGAGCACGCCUUUAAGUCAAAAUUUCCCAGUAAACGAGAAAAACGUUAACUGGGCCGACUACCGCCUGUCACUAUCUGUCAUGCAACACAUCCAGAGUCAMGCAACUCACUGGRGAGCGACCUGUAACUACGAGAAGGAUGGCUUGAAGAAGACAGACUUUAUUCAAGGAAGUAUACAGGUCUUUGAUGUUCUGAAGGAUUACGACAAUGCUUGUUUUCGUGUAGAUUACGCCAAUGUGCGAGACAUAAGUUGCACGGACUGCACAAUAAACAUGAGGCAGUUUUCUGAUAGGCACGUCAACGUCGAUAGUUAUAUGGGAACUAGUCUUAAAUGUGAUCUUCAGCUCAAUACAGCCACAAGCAAGGUAAUUGAGAACAAUUACUGUGACAAUUUUGGAUAUUACAAAGUCAUUAAUCCACGUCACCGAUGCAGCGCUGAUUCGUCCGCUACUACCCAGUGGUGGUUUGGAGCAAUUGCAUCAUAA
Molecule: messenger RNA, 1137 nt
Organism: Exaiptasia diaphana
Lineage: Eukaryota; Metazoa; Cnidaria; Anthozoa; Actiniaria; Aiptasiidae
Exons: 2
Coding region: 1-1137 (378 amino acids)
Source: RefSeq, a predicted model, not a curated record